AUGAAAUUGACAUCAUUGUUAUACAUUCAAUUUCUUUUUUUGGUUGCUUUUACUCUAAUGCCAAUGCCCAAAGAAUUUGAAAAGGGAGAUAAGAAAGUUAAAAUUUUAUAGAGAUGUGCAAUAAAGUUCUCAUCAGAAUAAAAUUUUCCUGAUCAUGUAUUAUAAUUAUUACGUCAUUAUCAUAAAUUAAUGACAUUAAAUUCUGAUUGUAAAUUUGAAGAGUCCAUUUAGAAAAAGAAUCUAAAUGUAGAAGGAUAAUUAAAAUUUAAUAUUAAUUUAGAAAGUGAUGAAUAACUAUAUUGGGUUAAUGAUACUAAGCAAGAAGCUUAUACAUUAGAGAUUGAUGAAAAGUUGAAUAUAAAUAUUAAUGCUCUAAAUCAUUGGGGUUUGGCAAGAGCUAUUGAUACAGUAAAUUAACUCACUGAAAAUAAUGAAGUAGAUAAUGUAAGAUUAAUAUUAAUAUUAUAAAGUUACCUUUGAAAAUUUAUGAUGAACCUGCUUUUGUAUAUAGAGGUGUAAUGGUAGACACUGCUAGACAUUUUCUACCAUUAAAGACUUUAGAAAGAACGAUUGAUGCAUUAGUAAUAAAUAAGAUGAAUGUUUUACAUUGGCAUAUUACAGAUGAUGAAAGUUUUCCUCUUUUAUUAACAAAUUAUAGUUAAAUUACAAAUACAUCAAAACAUUGGGAAACUGCUUAUUUUACAAAAUCUGAUGUAUCUUAUAUAAUUGAGUAUGCAUCAAUAAGAGGAGUUUAAAUAAUUCCUGAAAUAGAUUCUCCUGCACAUGCUUAAUCUUGGGGAAGAUCUCCAGAAUUAGCAGAAAUGAUUAUAACUUGUGGAAGUACUAUUAAAUAAUAUGGACAAUUCGAUCCUACAUUAGAUUUAACUUAUGAAGUCUUAAAAUCUGUUAUGCAAGAUUUAAAUGAUAUGUUUGAUAAAGUUUAAUUUAUUCAUUUUGGUGGGGAUGAAGCUAGUAAUUCCUGUUUUGAUUAAAGACCAUCAAUUAAAGAAUUUAUGACAGAACAUGGAAUAGCAACUUAUUUUGAUCUUUAAGUUUAUUAUAGAUAAAGAUAAAAAGAUAUAUGGAAAAAUUAAGUUAAAUCAUCUAAGAGAGUUGCUUAUUGGUAUAAUAAAAAUGAUUAACUUCCUGCUGAAGAUAAUGAUAUCAUUCAUUGGUGGGGAUUAACUUCAUAACUUGUUGAUGUAAAAAACAGAAAAAAUGAUUUUAUUUUAAGUGAUUAUCAUCCUUUAUAUUUGGAUGUUGGAGUUGGAAAUGCUUUUGGUAAUGCAUAUGAUGCUUAUUAAACAUGGAAAGAUUUUUAUAAAUGGUCACCAUAACCACCAGAUGGAUUUUAAGGAAAUAUUUUAGGAGGUGAAGCUCCUUUAUGGGGAGAAACUAAUAAUUAAAAUACUCAUUUUUAGAAAAUGUUUUUAAGAUCAUCUAUUUUAGGUGAUACGUAAUUUAAUUAAUUAUAUAAAUUAGAUUAUGGAAUCCUAAUUCUAAAUAAAAUGAAUAAUUUUGGGAAUUUACUUAAAGAUUAAGUGAAAUGGAAGAUAGAAUGAACAAAUAUGGAUUUCCUGUGUCUCCAUUUACUCAUGAUUAUUGUAAAAGACACACUAAACUAUGUUUCCCAACAUUAUAUGCCGAUCAAGAAAAUAAUCAAACUGUUUAACAAUCAUCAUAAUAGUCCGAUUUAAUUUUGAUAAGUUAAUGA
Molecule: messenger RNA, 1714 nt
Organism: Paramecium sonneborni
Lineage: Eukaryota; Ciliophora; Oligohymenophorea; Peniculida; Parameciidae
Source: the annotation of a GenBank genome assembly